Molecule: messenger RNA, 2001 nt
Organism: Venustampulla echinocandica
Lineage: Eukaryota; Fungi; Ascomycota; Leotiomycetes; Helotiales; Pleuroascaceae
Exons: 3
Coding region: 1-2001 (666 amino acids)
Biological process (GO): xenobiotic detoxification by transmembrane export across the plasma membrane
Cellular component (GO): membrane
Molecular function (GO): xenobiotic transmembrane transporter activity; antiporter activity
Source: RefSeq, a predicted model, not a curated record
AUGUCCACUCCACCGAUUCCAAUAGGAGGCCGGUCCCAGAGGAGCCGCUCUGUCGCUCGAUCACCCCGUAGCAACUCUUAUAUCCCAAGUUCGCCAAUAGCACACCAGUCUAUAGAGCGGGAUCUUGCAGAGUGCUCCGAUGUCGAAGACGAAGUCGAAACCGGAAGUCCUGAGUCUUCGGAAGAUCGUAGCUCAAAAGAGGAACCCUCUGACGCCUCAACUCUGCUACCAGGUGCUACCCAACAUGCAAUGGCCAGCUCGUACCGCCGAUCGAGUUUUGUGGCGUUUGGUGGAACGAGACCAACCAUCGCCGCGCCCCACGCUGCGGAAACGCAGUAUCUGACCAAAAGCGAGUCGAAGGACCUAAUAAACGAGGAGCGAAGUCUAUUGAGGGACAAUCAUCUUGCGCCGCCCAAAAACCCAGAACCGCCGAGUGAAAGAAGCGCAUUGAAUCGGGCAUAUAGACGAGUGUUUAGCACAAAAGUGCCAGAAAAGAAGACAGAUCCAGAAAGUAGCCCGACAACACCUCUGUUCGCGGCAGAACCCUCCGAAACAUCAUCUUUACUUCCUCAGCCAAUAGCUCAAGAGUCCCAUAGAACUCGCGACGAACGAUUAAACCAACAAUGGGAGGCUGCUGUGGCCGCAGGCAAGAUCAAGACCACAUGGCAGCGAGAAGCGAAGACGAUCAUCAAAUACUCAUGUCCCCUAGUGGUGACAUUUAUAUUGCAGUAUUCUCUCACAGUUGCGAGUAUAUUUACCGUCGGGCAUCUGGGCACCAUCGAGCUGGGCGCCGUUAGUCUGGCCAGCAUGACGGCGAAUAUCACCGGAUAUGCUAUAUACCAGGGCCUUGCGACGAGUCUGGAUACUCUAUGUGCGCAAGCUUACGGCUCGGGAAAGAGGCAGCUGGUUGGGCUCCAAUUGCAACGUAUGGUGUACUUCCUCAUGCUUGUGACAAUCCCCAUUGGGAUUUGCUGGCUUGGUGCUGAAAAGAUCUUGGAGAAGAUCGUGCCCGAACGGCAAUCUGCACAGCUUGCGGGACUCUAUCUGCGUGUUUUGCUGAUUGGAGCUCCUGGCUAUGCCUGUUUCGAAGCAGGGAAGCGUUUUGUGCAAUCCCAGGGACUAUUUUCUGCAACCACUUACGUCCUUCUUAUCUGUGCUCCAUUGAAUGCCUUCAUGAAUUGGCUAUUCGUGUGGCAUUUCAAAUGGGGGUUCAUCGGGGCCCCAAUCGCUGUAGCUGUUACCGAUAAUCUUUUACCCCUAUUCCUCUUCCUCUAUGUUUGGCUCAUUGACGGCCAUCAGUGCUGGAAUGGCUUCACAACGAAAGCCUUCCAUAAUUGGGGACCCAUGAUUAAACUUGCUCUUCCAGGACUUCUCAUGGUAGAAACCGAAUUUCUGGCAUUCGAGAUACUUACCUUGGCAUCAAGCUAUUUCUCCACUACCCAUCUAGCAGCACAGAGCGUCCUACAGACCAUAUCAGCUCUGACAUUCCAAAUCCCCUUCCCUAUCUCUAUAGUUACAUCAACUCGCGUUGCCAAUCUCAUCGGUGCAACGCUCUCUGAUGCCGCAAAGACGAGUGCAAAAGUGGCAGUAAUAAUAGCCACCAUCGUUGGUAUCCUCAACAUCAUCCUCCUCUCCACCCUCCGCCACCACAUCGCCCAACUCUUCACCAACGACCCCGCCGUCAUCGCACUCGUGUCCGCAGUCCUCCCCGUCUGCGCCGCCAUGCAACUCUUCGACGCCCUAGCAUGCACCUGCAACGGCGUCCUCCGCGGCCUAGGCCAGCAGGAAAUUGGGGGGUAUGUAAACCUGUUCUGCUACUAUGUUAUUGCGAUGCCGAUCAGUUUUGGGACGGCGUUUGGGCUGGGCUGGGAGUUGCAGGGUCUGUGGAGUGGUGUUGUUUUUGCCCUAGGGUUGGUAACGGUUGCGGAGGGUUUGUAUUUGUGGAGGACGGAUUGGAGGAAGGCCGUUGCGGAUGCCGAGAUUAGGAAUAAUGCGGCGUAG